This is a messenger RNA of Triticum turgidum subsp. durum (durum wheat), 714 nucleotides long. The record is from the annotation of a GenBank genome assembly. Lineage: Eukaryota; Viridiplantae; Streptophyta; Magnoliopsida; Poales; Poaceae.
AUGGCUCGCGGCCUCCACCAUCUCCUGCUCCUCGCAGCGCUCCUCCAGCAGCUUUCCGCCACCUCCGCCGGCGACGUCGCGACUGGCAGCGGCGGCGAGAAGGUGCACGUGGCGAUCUACUACGAGUCGCUGUGCCCCUACUCGGCCCGCUUCGUGACGAACCACCUCUUGAAGGCCUACAGGGACGGCCUACUCGACGCCGCCGACCUCACCCUCGUCCCCUAUGGCAACGCCAAGGUCGACGCGCACGGCGCCAUCACAUGUCAGCAUGGCCCCGAUGAAUGCCUUCUCAACACCGUUCAGGCUUGCGCCAUCGACGCCUGGCCGGACGUGAAAGUGCAUCUCGGCUUCAUUUACUGCGUGUCGGACCUGGUGAUGAAGAACAGGCACCGGGAGUGGGAGUCGUGCUUCCAGAAACAGGGGCUUGACCCCAAGCCAGUCACGGAGUGCUACAAGGGCGAGCGUGGCCACAAUCUUUCGCUCGAGUACGGGAGACAGACAGCUGAGCUCGUGCCUCCUCAUCAGUUCGUUCCAUGGGUUGUGGUCGACGGCAAGCCGCUCUACAACUCCUUGAAACAAUCAAUCAUGUCUUGGUAUCAGGAUUACGGGAAAUUCGAAGCUUACAUCUGCAAGGCGUACAAGGGCUAUCCCCUCCUGGAGGCGUGUCGAAGCCCGGGCAUGGAGGCAGAGAACGAUGUGUACGGCCGACUUUGA